Messenger RNA from Coniophora puteana RWD-64-598 SS2, 444 nucleotides. RefSeq lists its product as uncharacterized. The annotation marks the transcript as partial. The transcript has 3 exons. Lineage: Eukaryota; Fungi; Basidiomycota; Agaricomycetes; Boletales; Coniophoraceae. The record is from RefSeq and is a predicted model, not a curated record.
AUGCCCCUCGUGGUUCCCGCCCUACGCCUCUUCAUGGUUUUCAUGAAUGUUUACGACACGUUCAAGACGCUCAAGCCGCCGCAGGUCUCAUCUAAACGAAGCGGGCGCUCAAGCAUACGAGCUACGACGCAACGAAAGAGGGAUUUGAAAGGGUGUAUGGCCAUAUGGAUUGUUUGGUCUGUCUUUGCCGCAUAUGAGAAGACUCUGGAUGGGAUGGUCGGCUUCGUGACGCCGUUCUAUAGCGAGAUAAAGUCGUUCAUCAUCAUCUUCCUUCUGGUAACGCGUGCGAAGGGCGCGGAACCCAUUUUCUUACAUGUCAUUCGACCUCUCAUUAAGCCAUAUACACCCAUUGUAGACUCAUUCCUUGACAUUGGACGCGUCAUUGGAGACAUUGCUUUCGGUAUCUUGAAGUCCCCCUUCUCCGCUGCCUACAACUGGUGGCAU